Messenger RNA from Grammomys surdaster, 9318 nucleotides. RefSeq names its product AF4/FMR2 family member 4 (gene Aff4). Lineage: Eukaryota; Metazoa; Chordata; Mammalia; Rodentia; Muridae. The record is from RefSeq and is a predicted model, not a curated record. The transcript is spliced from 21 exons. Gene Ontology annotation, cellular component: nucleus; super elongation complex. Bases 100 to 3579 code for a protein of 1159 amino acids. Gene Ontology annotation, biological process: regulation of gene expression.
AAUGCGCGUCCGGUGAAGGUGCAGGCCGGGCGCCGCCGCCGCCGCCGCCGCCGCGGUCGGGAGAUGGUUCGGGCCUAGCGGAGCGGGGACUGGAGCAACAUGAACCGUGAAGACCGAAAUGUGCUGCGCAUGAAAGAAAGGGAAAGGCGGAAUCAGGAAAUUCAGCAGGGUGAAGACGCCUUCCCACCUAGUUCUCCUCUCUUUGCUGAGCCGUACAAAGUUACUAGCAAAGAAGAUAAGUUAUCAAGUCGGAUUCAGAGUAUGCUUGGAAACUACGAUGAGAUGAAGGAUUACAUCGGAGACAGAUCUAUACCAAAGCUUGUUGCAAUCCCCAAGCCUGCAGUACCAACGACAACAGACGAGAAAGCAAACCCAAAUUUUUUUGAACAGAGACAUGGAGGAUCUCAUCAGAGUAGCAAAUGGACUCCUGUAGGACCUGCCCCCAGCACCUCUCAGUCUCAGAAACGCUCCUCUGGCUUGCAGAGUGGACACAGUAGCCAGCGGAGCAGUGCAGGUGGGAGUGGUGCUAGUAGUAGUGGCCAGAGGCAUGACCGUGACUCCUACAGCAGUAGCAGGAAAAAAGGCCAGCACGGGUCAGAGCACUCCAAAUCUCGAUCCUCAAGCCCUGGAAAACCCCAGGCUGUUUCUUCAUUAAGUUCUAGUCAUUCCAGGUCUCAUGGGAAUGAUCACCAUAGCAAGGAACAUCAGCGCUCCAAAUCACCUCGGGACCCUGAUGCCAACUGGGAUUCUCCUUCCCGAGUACCUUUUUCAAGUGGGCAACAUUCAAGUCAGUCUUUCCCACCUUCUUUGAUGUCAAAAUCUAGUUCAAUGUUACAGAAACCCACUGCCUAUGUACGGCCCAUGGAUGGACAGGAGUCUGUGGAACCAAAGCUGUCCUCUGAGCACUACAGCGGCCAGUCUCAUGGUAAUAACAUGACUGAGCUGAAGUCCAGUAGCAAAGCACAUCUCACCAAGCUGAAAAUACCUUCCCGACCUUUGGAUGCAUCAGUUUCUGGUGAUGUAAGCUGUGUGGAUGAAAUACUUAAAGAGAUGACGCAUUCAUGGCCUCCCCCUCUAACGGCUAUUCAUACACCAUGCAAAACAGAACCUUCCAAAUUUCCUUUUCCAACUAAGGAGUCUCAGCAGUCUAACUUUGGCCCUGGGGAACAAAAAAGAUACAGUACUUCUGCUAAAACGUCAAAUGGACACCAGUCAAAAUCUAUGUUAAAAGAUGACUUAAAACUAAGCAGCAGUGAGGACAGCGAUGGGGAGCAGGAUUGUGAUAAGACAAUGCCAAGGAGUACACCAGGAAGUAACUCUGAGCCUUCACACCAUAAUAGUGAGGGAGCAGAUAACUCCAGGGACGACUCGAGCAGCCACAGUGGAUCUGAGAGCAGCUCUGGGUCUGACUCGGAGAGCGAAAGCAGCUCCAGUGACAGUGAAGCGAAUGAGCCAUCCCAGAGCGCAUCUCCUGAGCCUGAACCACCACCAACAAACAAGUGGCAGCUUGAUAACUGGCUGAACAAAGUGAACCCACAUAAAGUAUCCCCAGCUUCCUCCGUAGACAGCAACAUCCCAUCAUCUCAAGCCUACAAGAAAGAAGGCCGGGAACAGGGCACGACCAGUAACUACACGGAUCCAGGGGGCCCGAAAGAAACGAGCUCUGCCACCCCAAGUCGAGACUCUAAAACCAUCCAAAAGGGAUCAGAAAGUGGCCGUGGGAGGCAGAAGUCUCCUGCACAGAGUGACAGCACCACACAGAGGAGAACUGUCGGCAAAAAACAACCCAAAAAACCUGAGAAGACAGCUGCUGAAGAGCCCCGCGGAGGCCUGAAGAUAGAAAGUGAGACCCCUGUGGACAUGGCUGCCAGCAUGCCCUCCAGCAGGCACAAAGCAGCCACCAAGGGCUCACGGAAACCCAACAUUAAAAAGGAGUCGAAAUCUUCCCCUCGACCUACAGCAGAGAAAAAGAAAUACAAGUCAGCAAGUAAAUCCUCCCAGAAAUCUCGGGAAAUCAUAGAAACAGAUACCUCAUCCUCAGAUUCAGAUGAGAGUGAGAGUCUCCCUCCCUCCUCACAGACUCCUAAGUACCCUGAGAGCAAUAGGACUCCUGUCAAACCCUCCUCAGUGGAGGAAGAAGAUAGCUUUUUCCGGCAACGCAUGUUCUCUCCUAUGGAAGAGAAGGAGCUCCUUUCCCCACUCAGUGAGCCUGAUGACAGGUAUCCACUUAUUGUGAAGAUCGACCUGAAUCUUUUGACUAGAAUACCUGGGAAGCCUUACAAAGAAACAGAGCCACCCAAGGGGGAAAAGAAAAAUGUUCCAGAAAAACACUCGAGAGAGGUGCAGAAGCAAGCCUCAGAAAAAGCUUCCAACAAAGGCAAGAGGAAACACAAGAAUGAUGAUGAUAACCGAGCCAGUGAGAGCAAAAAACCCAAAAUGGAGGACAAGAACUCAUCAGGCCACAAGCCAUCCAGCAACAGAGAGUCAUCUAAGCAGAGUAGUACAAAAGAAAAGGAUUUGCUACCUUCACCUGCUGGGCCUGUUCCUUCAAAAGAUUCAAAAACAGAGCAUGGCUCUCGGAAAAGGACUGUGAGUCAGUCGUCGUCCUUAAAGUCCAGCAGUACCAGUAACAAAGAGAACAGUGGCAGCAGCAAGAACAGCUCCUCCACGGCAAAACAGAAGAAGACUGAAGGGAAGGUUCCCAGCAGCUCCAAAGAGGCCAAGGAGAAGGCUCCAAAUAGCUCCUCUAAUUGUCCUCCGUCCACACCAACUCCUGAUUCCUCGAAGCCUCGGAGAACAAAGCUUGCCUUUGAUGACAGAAAUUAUUCAGCAGACCAUUAUUUACAAGAAGCAAAAAAACUCAAACACAAUGCAGAUGCUUUGUCUGAUAGGUUUGAGAAGGCUGUGUACUACCUUGAUGCUGUGGUGUCUUUUAUUGAGUGUGGGAAUGCAUUAGAGAAGAACGCUCAGGAAUCCAAGUCCCCAUUCCCUAUGUACUCAGACACGGUGGAGCUCAUUAAAUACACUAUGAAACUAAAAAAUUAUUUGGCACCAGAUGCUACAGCUGCAGACAAGAGACUCACAGUACUUUGCCUGAGAUGCCAGUCAUUGUUGUACCUGAGGCUGUUCAAACUGAAGAAGGAGAACGCUCUGAAGUACUCCAAGACGCUGACUGAACACCUGAAGAAUUCUUACAGUAAUUCUCAAGCACCUUCACCUGGCUUGGGGAGCAAAGCUGUUGGGAUGCCCUCUCCUGUUUCUCCAAAGCUGUCACCAGGCAAUUCUGGAAGUUACUCUUCUGGGGGAAGUAGUGCUUCAGCAAGUGGUUCUUCGGUGACCAUUCCACAGAAAAUCCACCAGAUGGCAGCAAGCUAUGUCCAGGUUACAUCCAACUUCCUCUAUGCCACAGAAAUUUGGGACCAAGCUGAACAGCUUUCCAAAGAACAGAAAGAAUUCUUUGCUGAACUGGACAAAGUGAUGGGCCCUCUCAUCUUUAAUGCAAGCAUCAUGACAGAUCUGGCUCGUUACACCCGGCAGGGACUACAUUGGCUUCGGCAGGAUGCCAAGCUGAUAUCUUGAACUGAACAUACUCUCGUUGCCUCUGAUUUUUUCCACAACACUGUGUCACAUCACAAAGGAAAACUGCCAUAACACACCACCUAGUCGACACUAAGAAUGAGGAAUGGUUUUCUCCUCUCUGGUUUAUGUUGUUGUUUCUAUAACCCAAAGCUAUCAUAUCAAUUGUCCCUUUCAAUAUUCCCAAUGUGACAAGUAUUUAAAUGCUUCUAAACCUGCAGUACAUCAGCAAGAUGGUUUUAGUAAUUGGAAUUCCAGUUGCAAUUCAUAAAUAAUCAAGUAAAAUUCUAUUUAUUUUCCUUUUUUCAAGUUCCCAGAUUGGAGCUUGUUUAAAGCUUAGUAUUUCUGCCUAUAAAUUUAUUCUGUUGAAUAUUUAGCAUAAAUUUAAUGUAGGCAUUUUAUUUAUAUAUUUUGGGAGCUGUGUUACUUAAUGUCUUCUAAGAUAAGAGUUGGCUUGUCCAAGACAGGACUUGUUCUUUCUACAGCUACUCACCUAUGUUCUUUUAAGUCUUACUACAGUCUUAUUAUUGUAGGAUUAUGCUUGGUAUUAAGGAUGCUCUUCCACAUGUGAAAAGUCAUUUAAACAUGAGAAGAUGGCAUUCUACAUGGGUGCAGGAAUGGAGUGGGUCUGGUUUGGUAUGCAUUAUUUCAAAACUGUGAAUGUCUGUUAGUAACACUAGCAAUCACAAGGUGACUACAUUGCAUCUAAUGCAUUACAAAAAAGCAGAUAGAUUUGCUGGGGAAGCACAUGAUACUGAAUGGCUUCAUAAAGGACAAUCUUAAACUAUGAGUUUAUUAAAACCUUAUAUUCUUUUUUGUUUCACUCAUUUGACACUUGAUUGAAAACAGAGUAAGUUACUCCUAAAAACAGUGAUCCAGUUUCUGAAGGCUGCAGCCUGUAUUCACUGAUAAUGUUUGAAGGUUAAAGUCUGGAUUUCCCCUAUGGUGGAGAGACUGUAAUGCUCAGAUAUGACAGUCCAGUAACUGGAUCUUGAAAGGAGGUGUCCCAAUGCCUAAUGUGGAGAUAAUGAAUUUCUCUUUCCAAAGAUCCUCAUCAAUGAUGUAUGCUUUUGACAGGAUCAGAAAACUCACAGUAGCAGCUGGGCAUGGUUGUGUGUAUCUGUAAUCCCAGCACUUGGGAGUGAUGACAAGAGGGUCAGGAGGUCAGAAUCAUCCUCAAGCUACAUAAAGCUAGACAGUGAGUUUGGGGCUAGCCUGAGCUACAUGAUCCUUUGUCACAUCGAAGAUAGAAAGAAAAUUUAUACUAGAAAAGUACCUAACUUGGCUCAAUGUGAGCUUUCUUGGAAAGGGGGAAAUAAUAGGGGUAGUGCUUAGGAAGCCAGCUCUGUAACAAUUCCUUAUCAAACUACUGUUCCCGACCGACAAGGUGCGUAUAGCAGUGAAGGGCGAGGAAUGUCUCUCUUCCUCUAUACUUCUUUUUAGUGACCCCGUCAUGUCUGGUGUGCCUUAAAUCUUAACUUUAAAUGAUAACUCUAUGGAUUGUUUACAGAUAAAGUUUUAUGCUGGGACCAGAUUAGCCAUUCAUGGUUGGUCCUCUACAAUAAUAAUUUCAAUUUCUCUUUGAUUUUAAAUUUUCCUUUAGAGUCACAUUAAGAUAGAUUCCUUCAGAAAAGCUAAUACUUUGGUACCUGACUUAGUGUAAUCAAUUGGGUAUAAUGCUGCUUCAAAAAAUGACUUUUCCUUCUCAUUCCAAAAAUCCAUCCAAUUAGGGAGAAAAAUCCCCUAUUAUUAGCAGAUGAUUGUUCAAACUUGAAUGGACAGGGGAAGACGGACAGAGAUCUUGACUGCAGUGGUGUCGCGAAUCCUCUCCGACCCUCCUUCACCACCUGUUUCUGAAGAUUAGUGAACUUUGUCCUGCAGUCUCAUAUCUACAGAGCUUAACUGCUUUGUGUCUCAUUAUUUUUACAUAGUGUUGAAGGUUGAUACCUAGAGCUUAUGCUGAAUUUAACAUUUUUCCCUUGGAGAAAUUGCCUCUGUACCUUUCUAGUUUAAUCGUAGUGUACUUAAGGAAGAAUUCUUCAGAGGCCAUCGUUUUCUCUCUCGUGCUAGUGACCUCCGUGGACUGUGCGUCCUGUCCUUGCUCCUCUCUCACUCUGGCUCCUUCACUUCAGGGAGGCCUUAGCAGUAGAAAAAGCACCCUCCUUCUAUGCUUUCAGCCCUGAGCAGCCGCAGGGCUGGGGCUCUGCUUUCCAGCUCUGGUCUGUGUGCAGCACACUCUAGAGCAACUAACGUCAUGCUAAAGCAGAGUUUCCUCCGUGUUUAUGGUGCUGCUUUAAGAUGUUUUUCCUUUAAAACUGUCAAUUCUUGGAGAAUGAAACUGUUAAACCUUUCAUUGUGGAGGAUUUUCCUCACCAGGUAGAAAUGGGCAAGGGAUCAAAGUCCGAUCCUAAGCGAUUGCAUUUUUGAUGUCAUGUGUCUCUUCUUAGAUGUUUUGUCUCAGUCAUGUCCAGCACAUACUUUGGACUCCUUUACAAAUGACCAUCCCUCCCUUCUCAGUAGGUGCCCUCAGUGUUUUUUAGCCAUUUAAAGCUGAUUUGACAAGUGGCUACAAACCUAGUCUAAAACUUGUAUUCACUAUAUAGUUAGUAAUAGAAAUAGCAACUACUGUUAAUGCUCAGUUCACUGCUCUUAAGAUCACAUUGCUAUGCCAGGAGGCAGCAGCAUGCACCAUUGGACUCUGCACAGGCACCUCACACAACCGCAGUGAUGCAGCUGUCACAGUAGUCCUGCCUGUGAGAGGCUGGGCUGUGGGGAGCACUCCUCUCCAGGCAUUCAAGAUUACAUAGCCUAGCCCAUGUCCCAUUCUGGCUGGAGAGCACCCAGCCCUUUCCUUGCUCAGUGACACCUUUUUCUGGGCAAGAAGCUAUGAAGUCACUUUGUUAUCGGUAAGUGCUUCAAAUAAAGUCACAGAUAUAGCUGCUGAAGAGAGAAGAUUGAUCUCUACUGAUUUAAUUCUCUAAUAUAAAAGCAAUUCAGAGUAAUGUGUGCACGCGUCUACAGUUGCUGUUUUUCUGGGAAGCUCUUGCACUAGAGAUUUAUAGGCAUCUGGGUUGCACUUUGAAUGACACACUUGUGGCUUUAGAGUAGCUCUUGUUCUUUUGUUUUAAAAUUGUUCUUCAUUUCUUUUCAUUAAAGGUUUAAUCAGCUAGAUUAGAAAGCACCAUUUGUAUUUAACAGCUGAAACUUUGGUACGUUGCCAUUUAAUGAAUGAGCUUGCAUUGUGUAGCCAGGGCCUAUACAAAAGCUUUUGUCAGGAAUACAAGCACUGCCUGGGGCUGGUGCUCAGAGGAGUUUUUAGUGCAACAGUAAUAGCUCCAUUGGGUGAUGCCUAGCUCAGUUGAGAAGGGGGAUGCUGUACACUCUUCUAGGUAUGAGGGUAUGCGACUUUGGAUCUUAAAAUUAUGUACACAUACACACUUUAUAUAUAUAUAUGUAUGUAUGUAUGAAAACAUGGAAUUAGUUUGUCAAAAAUGUGUGUGUUUAGUAUUUUAGCUUAGUGCAACUAUUUCCACAUUAUUUAUUAAAUUGAUCUAAGACACUUUGUUCUUGGCACCUUGAAUAUUAACAUUCAAGGAUGCGAUGUGUAUUCCUUUAGAUUGUUAAAGCUUAAUUACUAUGAUUUGUAGUAAAUUAACUUUUGAAAUAUAUUUGAGCCCUUCUGUAGUAUAAUAGGGCUCUUACAGGGUGGGAAAGAUUUUAAUUUUCCAAUAGCUAAUUGAACAAAAUGGCUUCAUUGUAUAUUUUGAUUUAUAGGAGUCUGUAGGUGUCUGGAUCCCAAGGACAUCUACUAAGGAUGACUGUUUUAGGCGGGUGUAAUGGUGUUUAGACUUUACCUAAGUGACUUGGAAAGCCAGAGCACCUUGUUCAAAUCCAGACUCCUGUAACUCAUGUUCCUCUAGGAUAUGGAACACAAUCCCAUCCAGCUUCACAUUUCAGUUAGAAAGGCAGACUUCUUUUCCAGUGAUAUUGUACACCUAGUGUUGCUAUGAGUAAAAUCAGUAGAAAAAAUACUGAUGAAGGUCUGGGAAAAUACACUGACUUGGCCAGCUGUCACAUUUGUAAAUGUACCUUUCCCAUGCCUUCCAGUGGAGGCAUUCAGCUGCAACUUUUCAGACCCUAAAACCAAGCCAGCAAGUAACACAUUCUUAAGGUUAGAGAAGGCCAGGAGUGCUGGUGCAUCCCCUGAGGCAAAGGUCAUCCUUUGCUAGAUAGAGAGCUGGAGAUCCCGAGACCCACUCCAAAAAUUAGAGACAUUUAAAAGUUCCUUGGUGAACCAGUGUAGUAGUGCUAGCUUUAAUUCUAGCUAGUCUGAGACCAGCAUGCACUACACAGAGAGAGCCUGGGAGAAAAGAAAGUGGAGUAAGAGGAUGCUGAUCUGCAGAACUCCUGUUUACAAGAACCCCAUGGUUAAUUAAAAAGAACUUGCUGUUUCCAGAGCCAAGGGAUAGAAAAGAAGCUACACUUCUCUUGUAAAUGGUAUUUAGAACAAGGUGUUCAGGUGAAGUCUCAACUAGUCAGAGGUUUCAGCAGCUUAAAUUGCUAAUAUUUAAGAAGUUGAUUUUCAGGAAUGUCUGCAUGCGCCUCUCUCCUUGCUGCCAUUGAUCAGCUCAGCAGAAGUCAUCCUUCUUAAACAUGGAGAAAGCUCUCAGAUGAGCUUGGACAAGCUCCCACCCAGAAAUCCUAAUACUUGGUUUUGACUGUGCUGCUUCUGUGUUAGGUUUCUUCUCAGCUUUUAGCCACUGGGGUUUUCUGCCUGUUCUGUACCUCCCUGGAAGAUGUCAAUUUGGAAGUGCUGCCUUUCAAACCAAUGCCACGGUGUCCAGACAGUUGAGCUUGUUGCUGAUUCAGAGGUGUCCCCAUUAUGCUCACACCUGGCACAUUACUGACAUGAGCAAUCGACAGUACGUAGGUGAGGGUAGGGGUGGGGCUAGCCAACAGCGCUGGCUCAAUUGCCAGGGCCUGCAAAGGCCUCACUUGAGGGCCAGACACUAGGUUGGUAAGCACAGUUAGGGAAAUUUCUACCUAGCCUCCGUUUUGAAUGAUUCUGAGAAAUUUUAUAUAUGGAGGAUGGAAAUGCUUAUAUAUUUAUUGAAGAUCUUUUUAUUUGAAAUUAAAAUCAUUUGGUAAAUAACAGUUUAAUAUUUGGGGAGGGUUUUGGAGAGGAAGUAACAUGGUUGAUAAAGUACAGGCCUGGUGACUCUUCUGAAAGGCGCUGUUGCUCAUAGGAGAGAGGCCUUUAUCUUGGACAUGAUCCAAUCUUUGUCUUAUGUUUCUUUUAUCCAAAAUAUCUAGACAUCUGACACUUUCAACCAAAAUUUCAAUUAUAUACUGUGAUUUUUAUUUGUUGCAAUAUGUUAAAUUUCAGAGGUACUUUGGGGCUCAAAAGCUAGGAUUUCUAAGUCAGUAUGUGCAUUUCACAUAAUAAGCUGUUAAUGGUGAGCAAAGUAUUAUAUACUAACUAGAUUUUCCACAUCUGUAUAGUAUAUUAUAUGUAUUUUGUGGUAUUGAGAUUAUAGAAAGUUUAGAGUGUCAAACAUGCGUUUAAUGUGUAUUUUUAAACAAAUUUAUGGCAAUUAAAAUAUUUGGAGACAAGGGUAUCACAUUUCAAUUUGUAAAACUCUUUUUAACUCUACUGUGUCAUUACAAUGCUUUGUAUAAUGCCAAACCAUAGCUGGAGAAACUAAGUUUAAUAAAUAUCAGCUAGCUUUUCUGUAUAACGUU